AUGAGUCGAGCCGAUGAUCUUCUGUCAGCGCAGACCGAGCUGUACGGCCGCCUCUCGCGGUCUUAUGAGAACAUGGCCAAGUCAGGCGCCGCCAAGAUCACCCUCGGCCUACUCGAGGCCCGUCUCCAGACCCUCGAGAGUUACUGGAAGAAGUUCGUCGAACAGCACGAAGAGCUCGUGGUGGAGCUUGGCGAUGAUCUGAAAAAGGAAGAUUAUCAUAAACUGGACCUUAUGACUAAGGCUGACGAUGCCUACCAUACCCAGAAGGGGCAAUAUCUUGACGAGAUUCGGGAGAUGCGCGGCCCACUCGACGAGGCGCCCACCUCCCCGAGAACUCGAGAGGAGGCCCCCGCUCGUCAGACAGCCAAGUUGCCGCGCAUCGCCAUACCGCAAUUCUCGGGGCGCUACGAGGACUGGCCAGCGUUCCGCGACCUGUUCAUAUCUCUGGUCGUCCGCAGCCCGUUAGCGUCCCCCGUCGAGAAGCUUCAUUAUCUGAAGGCAAGUCUCAAGGGCGAAGCCGAGCAGGUCACGCGCAACUUGCCAAUGACCGACACUAACUUUGAGCCCACCUGGAGAGCCCUGGUGGCUCAUUACGAGAACCGACGGUUGCUGGCCAAGUCGUACGUCUCUCGAUUGCUCGAGCUGGCCAAGAUGAAGAGUGAGUCUGCCCCGGAGCUGCGAAAAAUCUACCAUUGUGUCAAUAGCACAAUCGGAUCGUUGGAAGGCAUCGGACGGCCUUUGACGCGUAGUGACGAUCUCUGCGUGCAGCUCAUUUCUGGUCUACUCGAUCCUGUAUCGCGGCGCGAGUGGGAAACGCAGCUCAGCAAGACGACGGAGCCGCCGUCACUCGAGGAAUUGCUCCAGUUCCUUAACGAACGGAUGCGAACGCUCGAGUCUCUUCAGCCGGCAAAGGAGGAAUCGACGUCCCCGAAGGCAACCGGGACGCCCUCCCGCCAGACUCGCACGCUGCAAGCGCGGAAGCAGGAGAGCCAGCGCGGUCGCUGCUUCCUGUGCGACCAGGACCACUAUCUCCGCCAGUGUGGUACGUACCUAGCGAAAUCCGUCGCCGAGCGCAGACAGUACGUCGAGGCUAAGGGCCUCUGCUUGAAUUGUCUUGGCCGGCAUACGCUGUCCAACUGCCCGUCGAACAAGACGUGCGUGUCGUGCCGCGCGCGGCACCACACGACGCUGCACGAGGCCUGCCUUACCGCUGCGGUUGUAAAUACCCACCAGGCAGCGGGCCCGCCUCUCGCGAUUCCUGCCACGGUCCUUUUGGCCACCGCCCGCGUUCGCGUCGCCGACCGCUUCGGCGUAGAGCACACCGCGCGCGCGCUCAUCGACCAGGGGUCCGAAUCGUCCUUGGUGUCGGAGUCACUGGCGCAGCGACUACGGUUGGCCCGGGCGCCCUCGUCGGUCGCUGUCUUCGGAGUCGGGGGGGUCCAGACGGGCCUCACCCGCGGCCUGGUCAAUUUGCGAAUUUCCCCCUUGGCGGGGGGGGAAACGAUGACGGUGCCAGCUCUAGUCUUCCCUCGGCUCACGCUCUAUGACAGUGCGAUCCAGGCGGAUCGCGGAGCGUGGACUCAUCUUAGUGGGCUGGAGCUCGCUGACCCGGAAUUCCUGACGGCCGACGCUGUGGAUCUCCUGCUGGGUGCUGACGUCUACGCCGCCAUCCUGCAACCGGGCCUGGUCAAGGGUGGACCGCAGGAGCCGAUGGCACAAAAAACGUCGUUAGGAUGGAUUCUGUCGGGGCCUGUCGGGACUUCAGGCGAGCCCCCUCGGGCUCUCGCCUUGCAGUGCCGAGUCGAGGAGGGCCUGACUGCCCUCGUCAGGGGGUUCUGGCAGCAAGAAGAGCCCCCUUCGGCUGCCGCCCUCCUUACUCCCGAGGAGCAGACCUGCGAGGACGCGUUCCGUCGGACGCACUCGCGCAACGCUGACGGCCGCUAUGUCGUUCGGCUUCCGAUCGUCAAUCCAUUGCCAGACUUGUCGGCUACGCGGCACUCGGCCGUGCGCGUGCUGACGAGCAUGGAGAGACGGUUCGCUCGGGAUGAGCGACUGCGGCAACUUUAUCGAGACUUCAUGGUGCAGUACGACGAGAUGGACCAUAUGACAAUGGUCGAGCCAUCCGGAGACUCUCCCACGCGCGUUAGCUACCUCCCCCAUCACGGCGUGUUGCGGGAGACUAGCUCGACGACCAAAUUGCGCGUCGUCUUCAACGGGUCUACGGCCCUGCCCACGGGUGAGUCUCUUAACCGAUGCCUCUUGGUGGGCCCGAACUUGUUGCCACCACUCGCCGACAUUCUACUACGAUGGCGGAAUCAUCGGUACGUCUUCGCGACCGACGUCGAGAAGAUGUACCGCCAAAUCCUGGUUCACCCUGAGGAUCGGGAUCUUCAACGGAUCGUCUGGCGGUGCGAUCCCCGGGACCACCUUCGGGAAUACCGCCUUAAUACGGUGACGUAUGGACUGGCUUGUGCGCCCUUCCUCGCUAUGCGCGCGCUCCGCCAGUUGGCUGAUGACGAGGAAGAGACGUAUCCGAGAGGCGCUGACGUCCUCCGUCGCGACGUCUACAUGGACGACGUCCUCACCGGGGCCGACACCUUGGACCGGGCUCGUGAUCUUCAACGACAGCUAACUGACCUGUGCAUGGCGGGCGGGUUCCCCCUUCGGAAGUGGUCGUCUAACCACCCCGAUGUGCUAGCGGACGUACCCGAGGACCACCGGGUGCAGCGGGAACCGCGGGGCUGGCGCCCGCAGGAAGCGCAUCCUACUCUCGGACUGCAGUGGCACCCCGCUGAGGACGCCUUUUCAUUCUCCACUCAGGCGAUUUCCGUGGCCGAAGUCACAAAGCGAUCGGUCCUCUCACUCACGGCUCGCCUGUUCGAUCCUCUUGGUUGGCUAGCCCCAAUCGUGGUGAGCGCCAAGAUCGCCUUCCAGGCCACCUGGCUCCAGGGGGUUGACUGGGAUGAGCCCCUCGAUGAGGCCGCCACCCGACGGUGGCGGGCUUAUCAGAGCGAGCUCCCCCUUUUGGAGAGGGUUCGUGUCCCUCGCUGGCUGGCGUGCGGCGGCACCGACGUGCAGCUUCACGGCUUCGCGGACGCUUCCGAGCGCGCCUACGCCGCCGUCAUCUACCUGCGAGCGGAAAUUGACGGAGCAUACCAAACGACCCUGGUAAUGGCCAAGACCAAGGUUGCUCCCAUUAAACCAGUCUCCUUGCCUAGGUUGGAGCUGUGCGCGGCCGCGCUCUUGGCAAGACUCGCCGCUCACGUUCUGAUGUCUCUCAAGCUGUCAAACGCCGCGCUCCAUCUGUGGUCAGACUCGACGGUCGCCCUGAGCUGGAUCCGCAGUCAUCCCACCAGGUGGAAGACGUACGUGGCCAACCGAGUGGCCGAUAUCCAGACCACUGUGCCCGAGACGCGAUGGCGCCAUGUCCCGGGCGUUGACAAUCCGGCAGACUGCGCCUCGCGGGGAAUUCCUCCGGGGGAGCUCGUGAAACACUCACUCUGGUGGCGGGGCCCGUCGUGGCUCCGGGCGGAGCCAUCGUCUUGGCCGAGCCAACCUGCACUACUCAAUGACGGGGACCUCCCCGAAGAACGGACACGCUGUCUUGCCAACGCUGCCAUCCCGAAGCCUGCGGAGGAGCCUGCCGAGCUCCUCAGGUUCUCCGACUGCUGCGCGUGA
Molecule: messenger RNA, 3678 nt
Organism: Wasmannia auropunctata (little fire ant)
Lineage: Eukaryota; Metazoa; Arthropoda; Insecta; Hymenoptera; Formicidae
Exons: 1
Coding region: 1-3678 (1225 amino acids)
Source: RefSeq, a predicted model, not a curated record